GAACUUUUUGUUGACUUUCACUUUUACUAGUUUUUAGGAGCUUUGAGUUUGGCUCAAUCAGUGGUUCACGAAGUGGUGGUGAACCAAUUUGGGUAUGCCCAUGGUCACGGCCACCAAAUUCUUGCCGUGAAGUGAGCUUGAGAGCACCGAGAAUUGUCACGGACGUUAGGUUCCACAGCUCUCUUCACUGUGUCUCGAUGAUGAGUUUUCGGCGUGUAGUGCCCCUGGAUGUGCCCGCACCCGCACACCUUGUGCUUUACAGAGGGCUGCGUGGCACUGCCCGGGAAUUCAGGCUUCGGCCACUGAGAGCUCAUCAUUUCAAGGAGGACACAGCAAUAGGCUUGCAAGUUCCUAAUGAUGAGCCAGAAAACAAACCAAUGCCGCCUAGCACUGAGUCAGUGUUCAGGAAAAGGCAUUUACGCAAGCCCACUUUCAGAUACCCGAUAAUUGCGUUAGAUCCGGAGUUCAAGCCACCGAACAAGGAGUUUGAGCAUUUCAAGCCACCGGCAGAGUACUUCCCACAGACCGCUGAAGAGGCAGGUCUGCCGAUGAUGGACUUUCUCAAUCACCGAGAUAUGUGGCUGCGCAAGCAGAAACUCGACAUUCCGUUUUUCUGCGCUGGCUGCUACAUGGCGGUGACAUGCGGUGAUCCAAAUCACCCGCUCGGCGUCUCCCGGUUUGUGGGUAUCUGCACUCAGAUCCAUUUUAAAAACCAUGGCACAACGUUUCACGUGGCCAACGUCAUAGAGGGCAUGCCUGUCAAGAAGCAGUACGAUCUCUAUGGACCAUUCCUGCAGAAAAUCGAAGUACUUAAGGCCGAGCGUCGCAACAGACAACGCAUGAACUGGCUGUUCAAGCAGAAGCACCCACGCCACUUCACUAUACCUGAGGACAUGAAGGAUGAGAAUCCGCCAGACCGCGACCCGUAUGAUCCCGACGUUCCUUUCCAUGGAUAUGUUGACUAUGAAGACAAGCCUAAAUUUGAAUAACACGGUAUACCAUACCCCAUUAUACCAUACCAAUACUUGAUAAGAACGGCUUCAUUUCUUUGUCCAUAUUUUUUAUUUCGCCUUUCCUUUAGUGCUGUGUCUUCUUUCCCUGAUUUGGUAGCCAGGAGCUGCUGAAACACAAGCGGGUGAAUAAUAUGGAAUACAAUCAUAUAUAUUAUGAUCAUAUGGAAUGCAAUCAUAUGAUCAUAUGAUUGUGAGCAUUGCUCCGGUCUACA
Messenger RNA from Sycon ciliatum, 1225 nucleotides. RefSeq names its product large ribosomal subunit protein bL19m-like. The record is from RefSeq and is a predicted model, not a curated record. Gene Ontology annotation, cellular component: mitochondrial large ribosomal subunit; ribosome. Gene Ontology annotation, biological process: translation. The transcript has 3 exons. Bases 198 to 989 code for a protein of 263 amino acids. NCBI's taxonomy places the organism in Eukaryota, Metazoa, Porifera, Calcarea, Leucosolenida, Sycettidae. Gene Ontology annotation, molecular function: structural constituent of ribosome.